AAUCCCUUGGUCCGUGUCUUUAUUUUCCUCCUCUCCUCUGUUUUUCAGUCGCUUCCUCUGACUCAUCCUUUCAUCCCCUCCCUAUUGUAUCACACUUUGUCUCCCCUAUCCUCCUCUCUCUCUCUCUCUCUCUCUCUCUCUCUCUCUCUCUCUCUCUCUCUCUCUCACCCAUUGGCUCAUUCUCUCUCUAUCCUUUUUUUUUUCUCAGUCCGUCUCUUUGCUUAGGGUUUUCCGGCUUGCCUUUGGUGAGGUUACAAACGCACAGACGGCAGGAUGUCCAUUGUAAGUAUCAUUGCCAGGGAGAUCCUGGACUCUCGAGGAAACCCCACAGUUGAGGUGGACCUGAGGACUGAAAAAGGAUUGUUCAGGGCUGCUGUUCCUAGUGGAGCGUCUACUGGCAUAUAUGAAGCGCUAGAACUCAGAGAUGGAGACAAGAGUCGGUUCAAGGGCAAAGGUGUACUCAAAGCUGUUGGCCACAUCAAUGACACUCUUGGACCUGCUCUAAUUGAAUCUGGGCUCAGUGUGGCGGAACAGGAGAAACUGGACAACAUGAUGAUUGAGAUGGAUGGCACAGAGAAUAAAUCUCAGUUUGGUGCCAAUGCCAUUCUGGGGGUGUCCCUGGCUAUUUGCAAAGCUGGAGCAGCAGAAAAAGAAAUUCCCUUGUAUCGCCAUAUUGCCGACCUGGCUGGAAACACAGAACUAGUGCUGCCAGUUCCUGCCUUUAAUGUGAUAAAUGGUGGAUCCCAUGCUGGAAAUAAGCUGGCCAUGCAGGAAUUCAUGGUGCUUCCUGUUGGGGCAGAGUCAUUUCGUGAUGCUCUGCGUGUUGGGGCUGAGCUCUAUCAGACUCUGAGAGGCGUGAUCAAGGAGAAGUAUGGACAGGAUGCCACUAAUGUGGGUGAUGAAGGAGGUUUUGCCCCAAAUAUCCUAGAGAACAGUGAAGCUCUUGAAUUGAUUAAGACUGCCAUAGACAAGGCAGGUUUCACAGACAAGGUUGUGAUUGGGAUGGAUGUAGCAGCUUCUGAGUUCUACCGUGAUGGGAAGUAUGACCUUGACUUCAAAUCACCUCCAGAUCCUGAAAGAAACAUCACUAGUGAGAAGCUCCUAGAGAUCUACCAGAGUUUUGUCAAUGACUUUCCAGUGGUAUCUAUUGAGGACCCCUUUGAUCAGGACGACUGGGCAGCAUGGACUCGGAUGACUGGUUCUGUAGGGAUCCAGAUAGUGGGUGACGACUUAACAGUAACAAACCCAAAGAGGAUAGAGAAAGCAGCAGAAGAACGUGCUUGCAACUGCCUGCUUCUGAAGGUCAACCAAAUCGGCACAGUCACAGAGGCCAUCCAUGCGUGUAAGCUGGCCCAGGCCAAUGGCUGGGGUGUGAUGGUCAGCCAUCGCUCUGGAGAGACAGAGGACACAUUCAUUGCAGAUCUGGUAGUUGGACUCUGCACUGGACAGAUCAAGACUGGAGCUCCAUGUAGAUCUGAGCGUCUGGCCAAAUACAAUCAGUUGAUGAGGAUUGAGGAAGAGUUGGGCGAUCAAGCCAGAUUUGCUGGCCACAACUUCAGAAAUCCAAGUGCUCUGUGAAAUGUCCUGUGGCUAAAAAGUCCACACACCAACCACCACCAGACAAUAUGCACUGACUAAGACAGAUACAGUACAGAUACAACAUAAGACCGAAAAGACAUUAUGCACUGUAACAGACACCCAAGAUUUAUUUGCACUGAACACAUACUAACAACAAAUCUUAUUUGACAGAAGCCCAUGCACUGAACCAAGGGGACAUCAUGCACUUAAAUUGGACGGACCACAAAGACCUUAGCUACUAAUAUGCAUGGCAGAACCAACACAGACAAGUUUACACACAAGACAUGUCCGACAAAGACAGAUAAGUAGUAGGUACAGGAUGUGGGACAGACAUACACUGACAAAAUGACUAAAGACAAUGGAGAGCGAUGGAGUAAAAGGGAACAAACUAUGUAUUAUUAAAUAUAGAGUAAAAUAUUCCAAUUUAUCUUGGUGCAACAGGUUAGUGGAUAUUGGUUGUAAUAACAGAAUUAUUUACUAGGUUGAGUGGACUUUAAGGAAUAGUUUUCUUUAUACCUUGGGUAUUGCUGAACAACUUUGUCUGAAGUGCAGUUGAAAAUUAAAUUAUUCUUAAAUUAACAAAUAUGAAGAUUCACAGAAGCUGUAGAUGCAUGUAGAGAAAGAUAUCAAGAAAGAGAAGAGCAUGAAAUGAAAAAAGAAAAAAAACUGAAAAAACAAAACAGCCUGCACUCUCCUGUCAAAGAGAUGGACCCUUAGCUUACACACACACACACACACACACACACACACACACACACACACACACACACACACACACACACACACACACACAUUUGUGUAGACCUCUAUCAGCUCUCAACCUUUCAUUCUCUGACACUUCACUCCCAUCAUCGCUUUCCCUUUCUUCCUCCGCUUGCAUUCCCUAAUCCUUUACUUUCUUGUUGUUUCAAUGUCACCCCACUGGUCUCUUUUCUUCCACUCUUGGUCCACCAUGCUUGAAUUUCUUCUCUAUGUGUCAAAUAACUGUGGUCAAAAUAAAGAAGAAAAUGAGGGAAUAAACAACAUGCUUGCCAUUAAAUAAUGUUAUGUAUUAAAAUUAUAAUUUACUCCCACUAUGUGUUGUUUGUUGCUAGAAAUCAGGAGACUGGUGUGUGGUUGAGUGAGAGUGAGAGAGAGACAGAAAGAGACAGAGAGAGUGACAAUAAAGAGAGAAAAAAAUCUAUAAAAAUCCUUUGGACAGACAGUUAUCCAAUAGGACACACACUUGUAUUGCAUUAUUUAAAUAUUUAAAUCAUACUCCAAACAUACUGCACACACCGUCCCCCUUUCCACUCACUCACCACGGUUGUAAAGAGUGAUUACAUGAGUUAUUCAUAUAAUCUAUAUGUAAUCUAUAAUAUAGACUUUCUGGCAGCAUGAAUCUAUCUGGACAUUUUCUUCUGAUCUCUCUUAUCAACAAGUUGUUUCCACCCACAGAACUAUUGCUCACUUAGUGUUUUUUGUUUUUUUUGCACCAUUUUGUGUAAACUCUGGAGAGUGUAGUGUGUGUGAAAAUCCCAGGAGAUCAGCAGUUUCUGAAAUACUCAAACCAGCCCAUCUACCAAGAUCCAGGCCAUGGUUAAAGUCACAAAGAUCACACUUUUCCCCCAUUCUGAUGUUUGAUAUGAUCAUAAACUGACCUGUAUCUGCAUGAUUUUUGCAUUGUGCUGCUGCCACAUAAUUGACUAGAUAACGGCAUGGAUGUACAGGUGUUCCUAUUUAAGUGGACAGUGAGUGUAUAUUUAAUAUUUUACAAUUUCGGUCUUAGAUGUUUAUUUUAUGACUUCUGGAUUAUUGGGUGAGUAAAUAAAAAUAUUUUAGAUUCCCAAUCAUUACUUUUCCAACAAAAAUGAAAUGUUAUGGAAAAAAUGUUUGUAUGUCAGGUGCAAAAACAGAAGCAAGUCUCCAGAUUCUGUGGCAGAUUCUCCAUUAUGCUUUGAACAACUUUCCAGCCAAUUUCCUUAUUAACCUGUAUAAAGUGUACCUGAUACAUUUUUAAAGGCAAAGUGUUGUUGCAACUUUUUAAAUGUAUUAACAUUUGAUUAAUCAUUAAUACUUUUGCAUACUAUUGUAUAUCUGAUCAUUUUGGAGAAUCCAAUUUAUUUCAGUUUAGAAUUUCAAGAAAAAGAACAAUAAUCUGGUGACAUAGCAUGGUUCAGAUUAUGUUGUCUGAAAAAGUAUGCACUUUCUGCCGUCAUUCUCACUAUCACAGAUACCCUGAAGGACAAAACAAUUGCAUUCACAUCACAGCAGAAUUACUGUAAUUAUGUGCUUCUAUCUGGCAAAAACAAACUGUUACAGUGUCUGCUGUAAAUAUCAGUUAGAAAACCCACACUGGAAAAUUGAACAAAUAAAUGUUAGACUUUUGAGUUUUAAUCAUUAUCUCUCACUGCUUUGGGAUCAGCUUCCUGGAGAGCUA
Molecule: messenger RNA, 3997 nt
Organism: Ictalurus punctatus (channel catfish)
Lineage: Eukaryota; Metazoa; Chordata; Actinopteri; Siluriformes; Ictaluridae
Gene: eno2
Product: enolase 2
Exons: 12
Coding region: 274-1578 (434 amino acids)
Biological process (GO): glycolytic process
Cellular component (GO): phosphopyruvate hydratase complex
Molecular function (GO): phosphopyruvate hydratase activity; magnesium ion binding
Source: RefSeq, a predicted model, not a curated record